Molecule: messenger RNA, 663 nt
Organism: Nerophis lumbriciformis (worm pipefish)
Lineage: Eukaryota; Metazoa; Chordata; Actinopteri; Syngnathiformes; Syngnathidae
Source: RefSeq, a predicted model, not a curated record
AUGACUGAGAUGAUGUCGACGGUGCGGUCAACGCUACUUGGGCUCCUCCUGUGUCUGCAACUUGGUAGUGCUCCGGCCCGCACUGCCCCCGGCGCCGACCAGGUGUCCGAAGCCAACAUCCAGCGGCUCUUGCACGGCGUCAUGGAGCAGCUGGGCAUCGCUCGGCCCAGGGUGGAGUAUCCCGCCCACCAGGCCACAAAUAUCGUCGGGCCCCAAAGUAUCCAGGGUGGUGCUCAUGAGGGGCUGCAGCACCUUGGUCCCUAUGGGAACAUUCCCAACAUUGUGGCUGAGCUGGCAGGUGACAACCUUCCCAAAGACUUCAGCGAUGAUCACAGCUACCCGGAUCCUCCUAACCCUUGUCCUCUCGGAAAGACUGCAGAGGACGGUUGUUUGGAAAACGCUCCUGACACUGCCGACUUCAGCCGGGAGUUCCAAAAGCACAGACAUCUUUAUGGUUCAGGGAAUGAGUACCCUGCUCUAAUGAAAUGGAACAAGGAACGUUUGUACCAAAAGCUGAAGGGAGGACCAAAGAGAAGAAAAAGGAGUGUCAACCCCUACCUAAUGGGCCAGAGGCUGGACAACGUGGUCGCAAAGAAAUCAGUUCCAAAUUUCUAUGAGGAAGAGGGACCAACUAUCUCUUCCACCAUUAAAGCAACAAAUUAA